AUGGCUUAUAUAGAAUGUAAAGUUUGGCAUUUUCAGGGAGAUGAUGAUAUAGAUCUAAAAAGUCGCCACGAAGCAAUAAAAGCAGGAUGUAGAUUCUAUACAGUCAAGGCAUUGAUAGACACAUCAUCUAAAGAAAAUUUUAUUAGAAGAAGCUUGGUCGAUAAGCUUGAGAUGGAGUAUACUGAAUAUAAAGAAAAAAACAGGUUGGAAUGUCUGGAUUUAUCUUUCCGAUACAAGGGAAAAGAUAGACUAGUAUCUACUAAUGGUGACGAUAUUUUUAAUAAUUUCGUGGUUAUUGAAAAGCCGAAAGCGGAUCUUGUAUUAGGAUUACCAUGGUUAUGGCUUCGCGAAGCAAAAAUAGAUAUGGAAAAACAAGGAUUAACAAUAUAUGGUGAUUUUAUGCCAUUCUGCGAGGAAACAGAUUCAUCUGAGUCCAAAGAAACCAAUGAUUCCAAUCAUGCGGGUCUGAAGCAGUGA
Rhizophagus irregularis DAOM 181602=DAOM 197198 is the source of this 477-nucleotide messenger RNA. RefSeq lists its product as uncharacterized. NCBI's taxonomy places the organism in Eukaryota, Fungi, Glomeromycota, Glomeromycetes, Glomerales, Glomeraceae. The record is from RefSeq and is a predicted model, not a curated record.